AGCAGAGGAACUACUUGUUGCCCUGUCUGACCUCAGCAGGGCGAGCGAGGCACAGGGGCCAUGUGUGAAUAGGCCUUUAGAAAGCACUGGUGGGAUGGCGAGGUUGCUGACUCAGGGGGCUCACAGUGCGCCGCCCCUGUCCUCAGCACCUGCUAGCCCAGUCAGGUCUCCAUCAGUACAGAGAGCAUGUCAGUAUCCUAGCACACAACCAAAAAUUAAGCUUCCAGGUCUGCAGAAACUUACUUUUUUGUGGGGGAAAAAAAGACACAAGACAAAACCAACGCAUUUCAGAUGCAGAGUGGCGUAGCGCUUAAUGACGAACCCAGUAAGAAGAAUAAGGAUGGCCAGAUGCGGGAGCAGGACUACUCUUCUGAAAGCCAUUACAGAAUUGUUUCACCAACAUUCCAGUAUAAGAUGAGCCACCGGCGAGUGGGAAAGUGCAUCAUCAUCAAUAACAAAAACUUUGAUGAAAAGACAGGGAUGAAUGUACGCAAUGGCACGGAUCGAGAUGCAGGCGAGCUUUACAAGUGCUUCAAGAAUCUGGGCUUUGAUGUUUUCCUUUACAAUGAUCAGACAUGUGAGAAGAUGGAGCGUCUUCUCAGAGAGGCCUCAGAAGAAGACCAUAGUGACAGCUCAUGUUUCGCCUGUAUCCUGCUAAGCCACGGUGAGGAAGGCAUGAUCUACGGCACAGACGGAGCCAUGCCCAUCAAGACGAUGACCUCGCUGUUCAGGGGGGACAUGUGCAAAAGCUUAGUGGGAAAGCCAAAACUCUUCUUCAUCCAGGCUUGUAGGGGUUCAGAAUUUGAUGAUGGUAUACAGACAGAUUCAGGUCCACCAAACGAUGCCCUCGAGACAGAUGCAAAUCCAAGACAUAAGAUCCCUGUAGAGGCUGAUUUCCUCUUUGCCUACUCCACUGUGCCAGGAUAUUAUUCAUGGAGGAACCCUGGACGUGGCUCCUGGUUUGUCCAGGCACUCUGCAACGUCCUGAAUGAGUUUGGAAAGCAGCUGGAGAUAAUGCAGAUCCUGACACGGGUCAAUUACAUGGUGGCCACCAGCUUUGAGUCCUGGUCUGAAGACCCCCGCUUCAGCGAGAAGAAGCAGAUUCCCUGUGUGGUCUCGAUGCUGACGAAAGAACUUUAUUUCAAUUGACCGCCCACCUACCUAACUGCAAUGACACCACAGACUGACCGAUUGACUGACUAGACUGACUUGACUUACUGUCAGCAUUCAGGGACGAUUCAGGCCUGGCCGGACGCUGCACAUUUCAAGCACAGAUGACAUUUUACAUGUGGACUCGGGGCCGAAAAGCACUAUGUGGGGGAAAAAACCAUUACAGUGGCACACAGCGUUCAUGUUUUGAUAGUGAAACUUCUUCCUCUUUCAGGUUCUUCCACUUCUUCAGAAUAAUGGUGUCACAUUUGAUCUGAUCUUUGUCGGCAGGCGUGAAUUAUCCAUGUUAUUCUACUAGCCCAGAAAAUUUGCUGCUAGGUUUUGUGGGUUUAUAGAAUCGUCUGAGUAUACGUCUCUCUAUUUUCCAGCAUUUGCAGUAGAUGUUGAAAGGGACUGUAUCCUAUGAACACGGGCAAGCAAGGAUGGGCAAAAGUUGGCUUUUGGUAUUUUAAGAGUCUCACCAGAAAAAAACAUCUUGUCAUUUUGAUUGAUCUAAUAUGAUUUGAAAAACAAAAUUAAGCCCCUUUUAAGAUACACUAGGCAAUUUAUAGAAAUCUUCAUUAGGAAACUGAGAUGAGUGAUUACAAGAACUUUGAUUGCUGUAGGAGUGCUGAGGGACCUGUCUUGAUUGCAGACCCUGUGCAAUGAAUUGUUAAAGAGGAAAAAGCAUUGGAAAAUGGAUUUGAUCAUUUUCAGCUACCUUUAUUUUAAUGUUUCUGCUGUCAAUUGU
Archocentrus centrarchus (flier cichlid) is the source of this 1900-nucleotide messenger RNA. RefSeq names its product caspase 7, apoptosis-related cysteine peptidase (gene casp7). Gene Ontology annotation, cellular component: cytoplasm. Lineage: Eukaryota; Metazoa; Chordata; Actinopteri; Cichliformes; Cichlidae. Bases 292 to 1149 code for a protein of 285 amino acids. The transcript has 6 exons. Gene Ontology annotation, molecular function: cysteine-type endopeptidase activity. The record is from RefSeq and is a predicted model, not a curated record. Gene Ontology annotation, biological process: positive regulation of neuron apoptotic process; apoptotic process; execution phase of apoptosis.